AGGUCAGUACUCAGUAGCCUAAGACUAUGAUUAGUGGUGCUGCUGGGAGUUCUUUGAGCAUUGAACAAGCCAUUCUUGGAUUGACCGAGGCUUUGAUGAUAGUACUAAAUGACAAGGAAAAUCUUAGUGCACUUGGUAAGCACAAGAAUGAGAAUCAUUCUGGUGGCAGUGAGUCAACUGAGCAUAUAUUGCAAAUGCUUCGCCAGUUGCCAACCAAAAAUAUAUCUGAUAAGAUAAGCCAUGCUGAGAUUACAGAUGAUUCUAUCUCCAAUGUCAAUAAUUCCUUUGCUGAUAGAAAGGCACUACAUGUGAAGCGGACCAAAAAAUGGCUUGAGGAAACAACUAGUAAUGUUGAUAAAUUGCUGUGUGCUACAUUCCCACAUCUUGCUAUUCAUUCAUCUGAGAAGGUAAGGAAGGCAGUGGUUAGUGGUGUAAAAGGGCUUUUGUCUAGUUGCAGUUCUACAUUAAAAAGAACCAAGAUGCUACUUUUGGAAUGUUUAUGUGUUCUGUCAUGUGAUGAUGCUGCAGCUAUGUCUGAGGCUGCACAAGAUGCUCUUGAUCAUCUUUUCAACCAAGGCCACAAUCUCGUAACAGAAAAUGAGAUUUCUGAUACCUUUACUAGGCUGGUUGAAAGGCUACCACAAGUGGUACUUGGAAGCGAGGAGACAACCGCACUUUCACAUGCUAGGAUGUUGUUGGCUCUGACCUUUUAUGCUGGUCCCCAGUUUCUGAUAAAUCAUCUUCACCGUUCUCCUGUCAUUGCUGCUCGUUUCUUUGAUUGUUUGGGUUUAUGCAUAGGUCAUAGCUCACAGUUUUCUGGUUCCAUGGACAAGCUAAUUGUAUCAAAGCCACUAUCUAUUGGGUAUCUUUAUUCAGUUGCUGAGUUGAAGAGUGGCGCCUAUUCUAAAGAUACAACUAACAUAUCUUUGCAUGCCACGUCAACAUCUGCAGCCUCCAAAAUAUCUGUUAUCCAUGAUAAUGCUUUGCCAAAUGCAUUACUUGGUACAGUUGAAUAUAAGUUGCCCCAUGUGCCUCCAUGGUUUUUUCAUGCUGGUAGCCAGAAGCUUUAUGGGGUUCUUGCUGGAAUAAUUAGACUUGUUGGCCUAUCAACAAUGUCAGGUACCUUGUGAAUUAUUUUGCUUGUC
This is a messenger RNA of Zea mays, 1145 nucleotides long. RefSeq lists its product as uncharacterized. The transcript is spliced from 5 exons. Bases 27 to 1130 code for a protein of 367 amino acids. Lineage: Eukaryota; Viridiplantae; Streptophyta; Magnoliopsida; Poales; Poaceae. Gene Ontology annotation, cellular component: cytoplasm. The record is from RefSeq and is a predicted model, not a curated record.